UCAAGCUGUAAUCAAAAAUAAAAAUAAAAAAUAAAAUAAAUAAAUAAUCUGACUAUACCAUGCAGUAUGUACAAAUGCGUCAAAAUAAAAAGCACCGAAACGUGCACAGCUUUGUUCAAAUGUCAAUUUUGGUAUUUCAGAAGUUAUGUAAGCAGAAGAAUUCUGUAUGUUUUCCUCAUAUCUUUGAUGGGUUUUAAUCAGUUUUCAUCAGUACUCCUAUAUGUUUCACAUGUAUCUAUUCACAGGUUUGAGAAUAACCUGUUUCGAUCUCCUAUUGUAACAAAACUCUAAAGGCAAAUGGACAAAGACUUUUGUAAACAUUCUCUAUCGAUGAACUAAGUCCGCUGAAAUUGGAAGAUCAGACAGACUCUCCAAGUUCUAAAUAACUUAACUGGAUGGUGUAUUCCACUGAAACAUACACUUUUCUAACUGUACACCAAAGAAAGUGGAAAGUUAACAGAUAACACAGAUGAGGUCACCCAUAUCAGGAUUAAUAGCUGAAGCCAUAAUGCACAGAUUAGAAUUAAUAGCUCUACCUAUAAUUAAACCAAAAGUAUGCGUACGUUACAUUGAUGAUACAUUUGUAAUAAUUAAAAGAAAUGAUUUGGAAUAUACCCAUAAGUUAAUCAACAAAAAUUUCGAAGACAUCAGAUUCACAAAAGAAUCAGACAUGAAAAUCCCAUUCUUCUUAGAUGUCUUAAUCAGGGGAACCAACACGGAGAAUUUAGAAACACAAGUAUAUAGAAAAACAACGCACACAGAUCAAAUAAUCAACUAUAGUAGCAAUAAUCCAAUUACUCACAAUAGAAACUGUGUGCAGACAUUGUUUAAAAGAGUUCAAACACAUUGUAGCACUCCAGUGUUGAAAAGAAUGGAGGAAACACACCUGCUGACCAGCUGUCUUCAAAAAGAAUGGAUAUUCACACAAUUUCAUCAAAAAGUGUUUAAAAUCGAGUCACAACACCAACAAGAAACCAUCAUCAAAGACAACAAGGAAAUUCAUUCUACCAUGUAAAUAAAAUAUAUCUGAAAUAACAGAUAGAAUAGUGAAACUGUUUGAAAUAGAUAUAGUACACAAACCAGCCAACUCAGUCACUUCAUUCGAUAUUGUGCAAACCGAAAGAUCCAAGAGAAAAAGAAGAUAAAAUUAACACCAUUUACAAAAUAAACUGUUUGAACUGUAACAGACAUUACAUCGGCCAAAGUGGGCGUCCCCUUCAAAUCAGAAUCCAGGAACACAAAUCAGACGUGAAAAGACAUGAUAUAUAUUAUUUCAUAUCAAUGCAUAUAGAUAAUUAUGGACAUCAGUUUGAUUGGGAUAAUGUCGAA
Messenger RNA from Trichobilharzia regenti, 1329 nucleotides. The record is from the annotation of a GenBank genome assembly. NCBI's taxonomy places the organism in Eukaryota, Metazoa, Platyhelminthes, Trematoda, Strigeidida, Schistosomatidae.